Molecule: messenger RNA, 5280 nt
Organism: Arvicanthis niloticus (Nile rat)
Lineage: Eukaryota; Metazoa; Chordata; Mammalia; Rodentia; Muridae
Gene: Luzp2
Product: leucine zipper protein 2
Source: RefSeq, a predicted model, not a curated record
GACGCAGAGACCAGAAGAGAGGACGACCCCGACGCACCAGAACCCAGAGCCUCGGACUUUGAGUUGGUCCUAGUCCCUUUCUAUGCCAGAGACCCCUAACCUCAUCUGGGUAGCCAGCUUCUAGUCUGCAUGGGAUGUUACUCCACUCCAUCCGCAGCAGACAAGCCAUUACGCAUCUAAUCAGAGCAGUAUUUUAAGCCUACUCUCCAAGCAACAUCUAUGCGAAAGCAAGCUUGUGAGAGACGCCUGCUCUGGACCCUAAAGAGUCUGGAGUCCUUCCCAGCGAAUUGUCUCUCACCCUGCGGAGCACGCCAGCUCAAUUACUGGAGAAAGAGGUUGGUCCUUGCCACCGCCCUCCCCUCUUGUCUUCAGUAGGAGCGGGGAAGAGGAGAUCCGCUCCAGUGCGCACGGGAGUGACCAAGUACAGCUGGCUAUCAGGACAGCGACCUGGACGCGGGUCCUUUCCUCCUCCCGCGGCUACACCCGCCCUGUGCGCCUUGAGCACAGCCCUGGACCAUCCCGGCAGGGCUCCCGGGUGACAUCACUCCUGAAGAUACUCGCACUCUGGUCCUUGUCUUUACAAAGCCUCUAUCCGUGUCUUUGUGGGUCUCUGGAGAGGGCGCCCGGCUUCGGGGGAAGAGAGCAGGACACUGAGCAGCAACUGACCAGAGGAAGCAAAAGAGCAGGGUCCAGUGAAGGAGUACCUGAGCUGGCGGCGACAUGAAAUUCAACGCUGCACACUACCUGCUGCCCCUGCUGCCUGCACUUGUCUUCAGCACCAGACAGGACUAUGAAGAGCUCCAGAAGCAGCUGAAGGAAGUCUUUAAGGAGCGUAGCACAGUCCUGCGGCAGCUGACAAAGACAUCCAGAGAACUGGAUGGGAUCAAAGUCAACCUUCAGUCUUUGAAAAAUGAUGAGCAAUCUUCUAAAAGUGAUGUUCAGAAGCUUCUGGAGUUAGGCCAGAAACAAAGGGAAGAAAUGAAGUCUCUUCAGGAAGCCCUGCAGAAUCAACUUAAAGAGACAUCUGAGAAAGCAGAGAAACACCAGGCCACAAUUAAUUUUUUGAAGACUGAAGUGGAAAGAAAGAGCAAAAUGAUCCGUGACUUACAGAACGAGAAUAAAAGUUUGAAAAACAAAUUAUUGUCAGGAAGCAAGCUGUGUGGGAUUCAUGCAGAAGAGUCCAAAAAAAUUCAAGCCCAGCUGAAAGAGCUUCGUUAUGGGAAGAAAGACUUGUUAUUUAAGGCCCAACAGCUCACUGAACUGGAACAAAAGCUAGCUGUAGCCAAAAAUGAACUUGAGAAAGCAGCUCUUGACAGGGACUCACAAAUGAAAGCAAUGAAAGAGACUGUACAACUCUGCUUGUCAUCAGUUUUCCGAGAUCAGCCUCCUCCUCUGAGUCUCAUCCCAUCAAAUCCAACCCAGAUGUUGCAUCCACCCAGGACAAUUGCUUCCAGGAUUCCAGAAACAAGGACAAAAAGCAAGCCACAACAAAGUUCUCCAGGACACCAUGAUAACUCUCAAGUUCAGGCAACAAAAGAAGAGAGUAGGAGAUCCUCUGUGUGUGGUCCUCAAGAUGAGGGUAGUUCCUGUUUGUUGAAGCAUGAAGAGGGUCCCCAAAGUAACAACACUGCAGAAUCAGAGCUCACAACACAGAAAUUACAAAUGCCUCUUUGUUCUGAGUGUGAGAAAAGGGGCCCAGAAAAACCAUCAGCCAGUUUCGAUGGAACUCCAGCUAGAGAAGAAAAGCUGCUGUGAGCAGGAGGCAUGAGACCCAAAGCUUCCCUGCCGUCGACAUUUCUAAAGGACAGGCUUGAUGGAAAGAACACAUUUCUAAAGCAUGCGACUUUUACAAAACUUUAUGUAACUUUAUAAUAUGGACUACACAGUUUCCAAAAGAUUCCAGGCUGAUUGUGAACUUUAGCAAUAACCUAAUGAAAAUGAUUUCUUCACUCAUGCGUAUCUGUCUACUCUAAAAUUACCCAGUAUAAAUUGAUCUGAUUUCAGCUAAAAAUACAACUGCAACAUUUUUUGGUCUUCACGUGGAUAUCUAGUACUUCUAAGAUCUAGUUGGUACCAUCAACUGGAAGAUGAUCAACUAUGAGUCCUGGUGUUUUUAAAAUUGCAAACAUAUGAAGGUUUGGUCCACAAUGACCAUCUGGUGUCAUUUCUUCCAAAGUUGGAAUGUGCAGAUCAGAAUACAUUAUUUUAGAUAAUUACUGCUUGACUCAUUACAUUGACUUAAUAACUGUUUGAUAUAAAAUUAUGCCCAGUUAAUUCUAUUAAUGAUAAGUUAGUUACCAGAGUGUAUUAGUUAUGUUGAAUGUGAUAUACAUACAAGGUUUUUCAUUUUUAGAAUGAAUGACAGCUAUCUUUCAUACCAUCUUUUAAAUUUUGAAAAAUUCUUUGUGCAUAUUCACUGAUAAUUGUUUUAAGAUGUGAAUCAAGCUGUCUGAAGUGCCAGUUUUAUUUUUUCUAAUGUUAGAUGAUAAAAAUGUAAGAUGGGGAAAUUUCUAAAAUAUUAACAUGCAAGGUGUCCAUAGAUAUUUUAGAAUGGUCAUUUGAUUAAGGCAAAAUAACAUGGAAUAAUUUUUUAAAAGCAAUGAGGAUUUAGCUUUGAAGAUAGGAUUUUAUAUGAGAAUAUCACUUAUCAAAAGAACCAGACUGUGACAUAAUUAUAACAUAACUCCUAAUUGAGCAAGAUGAAAUGUAAAUGAUAAUAUAUUCAAAAACCAUCUCGAAGAUAAAAACUGACCAAAGGAUGAAGUCAGGGAGUCCACACUCACUGAGUACAUUCACUUCUGUUGGUUAAACACACUUUGAAAGUAUAGGAAAAAAUAAACCACUGGCUGUAUAGAGUUAAUCUGCCAAGCCCCAAUUAAAACCUUUAGAGAACAAAUUCCAGAAUAAUAAAAAUAAUAAUAAUAAGGAAAAUCGGUAGGACUUAAUUUCUAGAAUCCAAUGUCAUAUAUGUGGUAUACUCAAAGAAGUUUAUUGAGCUCUAGAAUUGAGUAAACCCAAUAGCAGAGAAAAAAAAAUACCACCAUGCAUUAAUUCUAUAUGCAGAGUAGUUUUGUGGGUUUCAUCAGCAUUUUCACUCUUAAAAGGAGAUAAAGCUGGAAACAACCCAGGUGUCCCUCAACCGAAGAAUGGAUUCAGGAAACGGUUCAUUUACAAAACGGAAUACUACUCAGAUAUUGAAAACUAACAUUCUUUAACUCCAGUUCCCCUUGUAGCCUCUAUGGGCACCAGGACCUCAUUUGGUGCACAGAAAUACAUGUGGAAAGAACACCUGUGUAUAGUUUAGUAAGUCUGUGGUCACAUUAAAAAAGGAAAGAUAAAGAAUUCAUAGAUUCAUUUCCGAUGAACUGACCAAGAUAAAACGUAAGAUCAGGAGACAAAAUCUGUACUCACCACAUCUCCAGUUCCAUAUCACCCCACCUCACUUUCAUAUAACAUUAAAUUCUCUUGAUAGAAUAAUAUAUUUAUACUUUUAUAUUUCUUUUUCUUUUGAAGGAAAAUCUUUCUUUGAAGCAAAAAAAAUGUGUCGUUAGGCUCAAAAUUAAUCCAAAGUGGAGUAUGACCUUAAACUCUAUAUCCUCCCAGCUCUAUUUCCCCAGGGCUGAGAGUUUCAGCCACUCACCAUUGCUACAGUAAUGAAAACUACUAGUUCAGUUUUAAUUUAAGAUUGCCUUUCCAACCUUGUCUAGGGCAUUGAUUUCCUGCCUCAUCCCUGUGGAUCCCACAGGAUGUUAGUCACUUGUUCUUCGCACUCCAGGUUGUGAAUAUCUGUGACUCCUUGUAGGAAUGACUGGAUAAGGAGUUCCAAGUUCCAGCAACCUUGUUUGCCAGUUUUGUGUUUUGUCUUAGCUUUGACUUCCUGAUCUAGAAUGUGAUAAUAUAAUCAGUUUGCUUUUCUCAAUGCUUGGAAUGAUAAAAUGCGUUUUAAUCAAUAGGGUAAAAAUUUCUCCUGAAAUGUAUGCAUUCUUGUGUUUCUACUAUCUACAGGUUUUCUCUAGGUUGUGUGUCAUAAUAUUUACUCUUAUAUUUGAAACAGACACUGUAAGAGCAGCGGUUUUAUUCUAGCCACUUUUAAGGAACAUUACAAAACUUUAAUUAGUGGUUUGAUAGGAUUUCUUUUAAUAUGAUUUGAGGUUUUUCUUUAAUUAAUAUGUUUUGUCUCUCUUAGCCUUUGCCUUGCUUUGAGAUUGGAAUCAAAAUAUUUAAACUAUUUUCCUUACCUGUGUUCUACCUUUUCUAACUACCAACUUCAUACUAGACAUCGUUUGAAGAAUUAAUAUUAAGAUAUAUAUUGACCAUUCUCACACAAAAAAAAAUACUAUUCAAUAUAUUUACAAUACACGAUAUGAGUCUGUUAUAUACUGGCAAUGUUAAGUGAAGAAAUAUAACUUGGAGUUUACACACUGUCCGUCGAUUGUUGCUGAGAACUUCCCCAUGUUUUUCUAAUGAAAUAACAUAUUUAAUAUGUCCUUCCACAAGAGAAAACCAAUUUCUCUAUUUUAUAAUAUUACAAUAUAAUAACAACUCAAUUUUAAGUUUGAAUCAAAGACAAUGUAUUCAUUUGUAAAUUAGAAAACUUUUGAACUCUGUCUUUUCGUUUAUGUACAUAAACUAUGUCAAUAAACGAGUGCCUCAGACCUGUGAGCCCUAAUGAGCACUGGCUGUGUCUAUCAAUUAUGUUGUGCCCAGAAAAGGAUGGUUCAAGCAUUCAUCUGGAUAAAAAUUUCUUCAAAUAGCUGAACAUGGAAAAUACAAGUGGUUGACUUUGGUUUUGUCCCUGAGCAGCUAAUUAGCAUAGCAUUGCUGUUUUCCUCACAAUUUUGUUUGAUACAAACACGCGGAAUUACCAGCUCUAUCCGGUUGAGAUAUUGGGGGGGGGGGGUGUUUUGUUUUUGUUUUUUGUUUUGUUUUGUAUUUGCUUGUUUGUUUUGGGGUUUGUGGAACAGACAGUUGCUGUUUUAGGUGGACAAGGUUUAUAAAUGGACUGAAAUUAAAUUUGUGAAUUUGCUAUAAGUGAAUCCUUUAUUUUUUUUUUUAUAGCUCAGGUAUUGUAACUAUCACUAACUGCAGCACAGGAGGUGGAAAUAUAAUUAGGACCAUGGAAUGGGGCGAGUAAUGAUCAUGAUAGUUAUUUGCCAGGCAAAUGUUCUUCAUCUCUGAGCUAUGUAUUCAUCUGGAUUGUGUCACAUGAUGGUCAAGUAUUAAAAACUAAAAAGUGCUGAAAGUGACCUAUUUUUCUUCAAUAAAACAAUUUGUUACAAA